AUGGCCAUCCAACAGAUGCUUUGUUCCGGCAACAACAAGCGCUGCUCCCUAUAUUGGGCUUGGAGGAAAAAGGCCGAUCGACCCUUCCUACGGUCAAUAUUGUUGGUACUCAUCGCCAUGCUUUUCGCAGCGAUAACGAUUACCGCCUCCAUAUUCUCCUCUCUCAUUGUCGACACUGGAACGGUUACAGUCAUGGUAGAUUCUCCGAGUUGCGGACAAGUCAACGUCACUGGAACAGUAUGGCGGCCUUACGGACAGCUGAUUGACAGAGCUGCUUCUGCAUACACUCGGGAAUGCUACCGUGAUGGCCCACUACCUCCAGCCUGCAAUGUAUUCACGCAACCCAACAUACCGUUGAACGUUGAAAACGUUCCUUGUCCCUUCAAUGACACCAUGUGCGAUACCAAGGACGCCGUUCGUAUCGACUCCGGCCUCAUUGAUGUCAGCAAAACUUUCGGACUGAAUCUCGCUGCUAAAGAUCGUGUAUCCUUUCGCAAGAAGACUGAGUGUACUGUUCUACCGGUAGAAGGAUACUACGAUGUCGUUGAUCUGGAAGAGAGGCCUAUGUGGAAACCCGAUUAUCGAGAGAUCCUGCCAGGAGAACAGGUUGCCGUCUUUUUCUACGGGCCAAGGACACCCCUCGAGACUGGAGAGAGCUACAUAGUACACCUUAUUGCGUCGAAUUCUAGUGGGAACCCAUGGGUGCCUCGGAGGGGAAUUGAACCUGUCAACCCCGAAGAAGCGGAAAGCGAUAUCAUCUUGAAGCAGUUCUUUGGUGGUUCCCUCUCUUUCGAAAAGCCGAUCAACGACCCGCUCUAUUCUUCACAUAAAGAAUACGAAAAGGUUGACUUCUCUACUGGCGAGACAUCUAUACGCUAUCAGGCUGAUCAUCCUAGCAAGGCGGUUGCAUGUACCCAGAACUUGCAAUACUGCCAUGCAAGGGAUGGCAAAGACGAUUGGUGUACACCAAUGGAAGGUGUACCCCAUCCCCUCCAUAUCGAGCAGGAUUUUUCGGAAGCAAACGAGGUGCAGCGGGCGAUAUUAGAGCUGUUGAUCAGGUCAACGUGGUUGCACCCAACCUCGGACGUUUUAUCUUGCAAGGUCAACACAAUGAUAUCUUUGAACGAAUUCACAGUUAAAGACAUACCGGACGACUUCUGGACACAGGAAGUACUUGGCUGGGAACAAGAGACUUGGGGCGCUUUGCAAGUCAUGGUAUCGCGUCAUGCUAUAGGGCCCGAAGAAGGCGAUCCUUCGGCAGAUGGAUACCGCAUAGAGCCGAAGACUGAGGGCGAGUGGACGCUUUGUGGGGCGCAGAAGAUGAAGAAGACUGGUGGAUUUGUUAACAUCAACGUCUUCGGUCUCUCGUUCAUCAUAGCCUUCUCCGUUCUCGUCGCAAUCAUCGACAUCACACUCCUCAAAUUCCUCGUCUACCUCACUCGCUUCCGCCGCGCACUCGGUCCUCGCAUCGCACGCUGGACACAAGAUGGAGUAUGGCAGCUUCAGCGCCGGGCCUAUGAGGGGGAAGGCCACCGCAAUUGGACUGAUCUGGAAAGCGAAAUUCCGCUCAUGGAGAAGGGUCAUAAGCUCAAGGAUCUACCGAUCAUGUGGCGGCCUGGCAAGAGUCCGAUGAUGGUGCAGACGUCUUCGUUCGCUUCUACGAACUCGAUGGUAUCGGAGCAGCAGUCGGUGAGCGAGUUAGCGGCGGAGGAUGUGGAGACCGCGCCGGUUGUCACUGGGCCGCAGAGGGGCUGGUUUAGCUUCGCGCGACGUUAA
This is a messenger RNA of Alternaria incomplexa, 1776 nucleotides long. RefSeq lists its product as uncharacterized. Lineage: Eukaryota; Fungi; Ascomycota; Dothideomycetes; Pleosporales; Pleosporaceae. Bases 1 to 1776 code for a protein of 591 amino acids. The record is from RefSeq and is a predicted model, not a curated record. The transcript has 5 exons.